UAUACGUCAUAUUUGUCCCCGGUGGUUAGCCGUGGUCAGUUGUUUGUUUAAUGACCUGCUUGGCUUGAAUAAAAUCACAAGCAUGGAAAUCGGGACAGAGAUCAGCAAGAAAAUAAGAGCUGCCAUCAAGGGCAAGCUUCAAGAGCUCGGUGCAUAUAUUGACGAGGAGCUUCCUGACUACAUUAUGGUGAUGGUGGCAAACAAGAAAACCUCUCAACAGAUGGCUGACGAUCUCUCGCUUUUCCUCGGAAACAACACUGUUAAGUUCACAGCCUGGCUGCAUGGUGUCCUGGAGAAAUUACGAUCUGUUGCAGUUGAGCCUGCAUCCCUCAAGCAUCAGCUCCAGUCUGACAGCAGUACUGUGGCAGGGAAGAGCCGGUCAUCUGUAAGUGAAGAAAGCAGGACAGAGGAGUUGAAGGUGUUGACGGUGUCCAGCUCUCACUUCGAUAGGACUGAAGCACGUGUGUCCAGUUCUGCCCAUGAAAGCAGGAGGGGGACCUUAGAGAAGAGUUCUUCUCGGCUUACUUCCACUGUGAAACCCCUCAUAGAGCCAUUCCCCUCGGAGGCUGUUAUCGACAUCAAACCAGAGAUGGAUGAUGACCUCAUCGCUGAGGACCCUGUAGAAAUAGGCAGCAACCAUGGUCGAACACGUAGCAACGCUGGUAGACCCACAGCUGAAAUCUACAGAGCGGGUCAGAGCAAAUUCACAUCAGUUAGCUCUGUGGACACGUGUCGGCCCGUAGAAGGAUCCUCUCACACCAGGCAGCAGGAAAGCAGAAGCAGCAGAACCUCCAGAAGCGGAUCCAGUAAGCAGGAGGAGUUGUCACGGAAACGUAAGGCGCCAGUAGCGAGUUCAGUGGUGCGAGUGAACCGAGCGGCAGACGAGGACAGUGAUGAUGUGGAAGAGGAAGAUUCAAACUAUGGAGGAAGAGGCCUGUCCAGUAGAGUGUCCCUGCCCUCCAAACCAGAACGCAAACCUACUCUCCCUCCAGCCAAGCAAGCCAACAGGAAUCUGAUACUCAAGGCCAUCUCUGAGGCUCAAGACUCAAUCACCAAAACUACUGCCUACCCCACAAUACCACAGAGGCAGACUGUUCCUGUGGCCCCUCGUACUCGCUUGGCCAGCAGUGAGGAGAUGACGGCAGCCAUCCAGCUGGUCCAGGAGCACCUCCACAGUCUGGCCCCCAGGGUGCAGGCCUACACCUCUGCUGAGCUGCCUCCUUCAAGAACAACUGCUCCAGUGAGAUCUUUAGCUUCACGCCUCCAGUUGGACUUAGCAGAGAGCAAUGAUGGACGAGAGCAGAGUGACUAUGCUGUAGGUGUGGAGGUUGCCGCGGGCAGUGAGGCAAAGACAUUUGAUACCCGCUCCUUCAUAAUGAGUCGACCUCAACUGGAAGAAUCUCAGAACAGAUCUCAGCAGCGUCUUCAGGUCAAAGGGGAAGUCCAGUCUGCUUUACCACGCACUGUCCAGGCCAGUAAGGAGAGGGGUGACUCUGCCAGCCCUAAGUUCAUAGUGACGUUAGAUGGGGUACCGAGCCCGCUGGGGAACCUUGCCGAAUGUGAAAUGGAGCUGGAUGACGUGAGGCCGCCCACAAAAGUCACUGAGGCAACAGUCCACGUCAAUAGGGAGCCCAAAGUCAGCAUCCUUCAAAGACUACAGGGAGUGGUCACAUCAUCAGAAGGGGAUGAUGUGAUGGUGGAUGAGGACGUCCCUUUAAAGAAACAGAAAGUUAUGGAACGCUGCAAGUUCUGGCCAGUUUGUAAAAGUGGUGAUGAGUGUCUGUACCAUCACCCUACCACACAGUGCAAGACCUUUCCCAACUGCAAGUUUGGGGAUAAAUGCCUUUUCAUACAUCCUAACUGUAAAUACGAUGCCAGGUGCACUAAGCCAGACUGUCCCUUCACUCAUGUCAGCCGCAGAGGCACAGUUGCUCCUCCGCCAAAGCCAGCAGUGCAGCCAGUGCAAACCACUAGUGUGUGUCGCUUCUUCCCCGAGUGCAAGAAGAUGGACUGCCCGUUUUACCAUCCCAAGCCUUGUCGCUUUGCGGCGCAGUGUAAACGUGCCGGAUGUACCUUCUACCACCCAACCACAUCCGUGCCUCCGAGACACGCACUGAAGUGGACAAAAACACAGAGCAGCUAAUUAAGUCCAGGGAGUCCGACAGAAGUCGAGUGGUCAACAUGGGAAGCUAUGGAAGAUGUUCUGGAUUUGUGUCUAUGAAUUUUCAGUCUUAGGUUUGACUGUUGUUUUUGUUUUAUUUUAUUGUAUUGUUCAGAUUGAUUUUUAAGAAAAGUGUUUUGUAAGAUGAACAGUCAGGUUUUUGCUGAUGCUCUCCAAACAUUAAAUACUUCACAGUGAACUUUACAUGUAUCUCUUCUCAUCAUUUGUCUAAUGGGCUUUACUGUGUGGUUCAUGGGCAUCUUUAUCUUUUUUUUUUCUUUUCUUUUUUUUUUUUUCAAGUUAUGACCAAGUCAAUGAGGAAAGUUGUUGGCUGUUUGGUGGAGCUUUUGUUCUCUAUUCAAGGAUAAGCUCAGGUAUGAAUCACAUGCAGUAGCACAUAGCAGGUGAUGAAGCACAAAAAAUUUAAAAAAGAAUUUUGCAGUUAUAUUAAAACGAAAAUGCUGUAUGUGUGAUGUAUUUUCUUCAAGUAAACUCAAAGGAUUUGAUUCACUGUUACCAUUGAAAAAUGAUGCAGGUGUUCCCUAUUGAUAAACCGUGAGAUGAUACUGCACUGAUAAAACCCUUUUUAUGAA
Molecule: messenger RNA, 2754 nt
Organism: Seriola aureovittata
Lineage: Eukaryota; Metazoa; Chordata; Actinopteri; Carangiformes; Carangidae
Gene: zc3h14
Product: zinc finger CCCH-type containing 14
Exons: 17
Coding region: 83-2143 (686 amino acids)
Biological process (GO): regulation of mRNA stability
Cellular component (GO): nucleus; cytoplasm
Molecular function (GO): metal ion binding; poly(A) binding
Source: RefSeq, a predicted model, not a curated record